This is a messenger RNA of Mustela lutreola (European mink), 1039 nucleotides long. RefSeq names its product complement factor D (gene CFD). Gene Ontology annotation, biological process: proteolysis. NCBI's taxonomy places the organism in Eukaryota, Metazoa, Chordata, Mammalia, Carnivora, Mustelidae. The coding region runs from base 203 to 982 and encodes 259 amino acids. The record is from RefSeq and is a predicted model, not a curated record. The transcript is spliced from 5 exons. Gene Ontology annotation, molecular function: serine-type endopeptidase activity.
GUACUCUUGGGCUGGAGCACUGAGGGAGCUUAUCCCCACCGCGGGGCAGGCGGGAAGCAGGCCAGGUGGGAAGCAGGCCAGGCAGGUGCCGCUGUCCCCAGCUGGGCGGCUGCCCACCCAACAGGCGGCUGGGCCGAAGCACCGCCCCCAGCCACGGCCCUACAAGUGCCCCCUCGGCAGGCUCCAGCCACACAGCAGCAGCAUGGCAGGCCACGGGAUGUGCCUGGUGACUCUGGUCCUCCUGGGAGCCGCUGUCUGUGCGGCGCAGCCUCGCGGGCGGAUCCUGGGCGGCAGUGAGGCCGCGUCCCACGCGCGGCCCUACAUGGCAUCGGUGCAGGUGAACGGCAGGCACUUAUGCGGCGGCUUCCUGGUGUCUGAGCAGUGGGUCCUGAGCGCGGCACACUGCCUGGAGGAGGCGGCCGACGGGAAGGUGCAGGUGGUCCUGGGCGCGCACUCCCUGUCGCAGCCGGAGCCCUCCAAGCGCCGGUACGACGUGCUCCGCGCAGUGCCCCACCCAGGCAGCCGGCCCGACACCAUCGACCACGACCUCCUGCUGCUGAAGCUGACAGAGAAGGCCCAGCUGGGCCCCGCCGUGCAGCCCCUGCCUUGGCAGCGCGAGGACCGCGACGUGGAGGCCGGCACGCUUUGCGACGUGGCCGGCUGGGGUGUGGUCAGCUACGCGGGCCGCCGGCCGGACCGCCUGCAGUACCUGCCCCUGCGGGUGAUGGCCCGCGCCACCUGCAACCGGCGCACGUACCACGACGGCACCGUCACCGAGCGCAUGAUGUGCGGGGAGAGCAACCGCCGCGACACCUGCGCGGGCGACUCCGGGGGCCCGCUGGUGUGCGGCGGCGUGGCCGAAGCCGUGGUCACUUCCGGCUCGCGCGUGUGCGGCAACCGCAAGAAGCCCGGCAUCUACACGCGCUUGGCGAGCUACACGGACUGGAUCGACCGCGUGCUGGCCGAGGGUGCGGCCGCCUGAGGGGUCCCGGGGGGCGGCGGUCCCGGGGGCCAGCAAUAAAGUCCUGUUCUGCAAGCA